AUGACUAUCGAAGGGGUUGCGGAAAAAUCCUCUAUAGAUAUGAGCGAUCGUGAGCUUGCUGUGGAGAUGCAAAGAAUCUCCGAUAUUCUUGGCUCUGGUAAUCAUACUACAGCUAGUGGAGAGGAUUGGAAUAAACGUCUUGAAGCGCUAAAACAACUUUGCACACUUGCUCGAGAGGAUAUAUCGAAACGUCAAGGAUUUCUUUUGCUUAUGAGUACAUGUGUGAAAGUUCCACUCCAACGACAUAUUGAGGAGAUUCGAACUGCUUUAAGUGUUAAUGCAUGUGGGGUGGUUGUGGCUUUCGCAGAACAUUCGAGUAACCGAACGGCUUGGCAAACAAUGACGGAGUGGUUUGUGCCUUCACUUUUGUUGUUGACUAUGCGCACUAAGCAAGUCUCUGUGAAGGCGGCUACAGAUACUUUGGAGGUGUUGGCGAGAACAAAUAGCUUUGGUUUGGGUGCCUUUACUGAACUUAUUCGUGGCUGUACCGCUAAACAUUCAACAACGCGCAGUAGUGCAUUUCGUGUGGUUCAGAUUAUAAUUCAGCAAAGUCAAAAUGACGAUGAUGAGUUCCCUCUCUCUAAACACAUAGAUACAAUUUCUAGAACUCUACGUUAUGGACUAGUGGAUGCAGAUGCACAGACGCGUAAGUCUGCACGUGAUUGUUACUGGGCUUUCCAUACAUCUGAACCAGAAGCUGCAGAAACACUAUACAAGGGACUAGAAAACCCUGUGAAACGUGCAUUAGAGCGUGAGAAGACUAUCUCUAUUGGAAAGAAAAAAAAUGUUACUACUACUACUACUACUACUACUACUACUACUACUACUGCUACUGUAAAACCAGUUAUUGUGAAGGUGGCCGAUGGCAAUGAAGGUGUAAAAGGAUUAAAAGAAACAACACCAUUAUCACGAACACCACAAUCAACAAAAAAAUCUGAGUUAGCUGGUACUAAUACUAAUACUGAGGUUCGUAAAGGUUCAGAUAUUAAUGCAGCGGCUAGUUGGGCUUUAUUGCAGGAUGCAUUGCGAAGCACAUCGUGGUCUCAACGAUUACGUGGAUUACGUCGUCUCUCAGAGCAAUUUACAUAUCUUCAUCAUAAAAAUGAAUGUGUAAAGUUACUCCUUCCACGACUAAAUGAUCCGAAUCACCGUGUAGCACAAGCUGCAAUUCAAGCAAUGCAAGUCGUAAUGCGUUGUUCACCUGCUCUUUUAAAGGAUGAAUUACCAGAAUUGAUAACGGCUCUUCUUGUAAAUCUAAGUGGAAAUAAAGAAGUACUUUCAAAUGCUUCUCGAGAACUAUUAGCCAGUAUUAUUAAAAUGAGUUCUGUGGAUGAUAUUGCACAUGCCAUAUAUCGUUCUCUUUGUGAUAUCGUUGCCCCCAAAGUAAAGGUACAUGCAUUAGAGUAUGCUCAAUACCUUUAUACACAGAACACAGAACAUUUUGCACAGAUAACACCGAUGAAACUUGCAGUUACCCAAAUUCUACUAGUAUUACAGAGUGAUAAAAAAAAAGGUGAUGUAUAUAAGGCAAGUGUUUCUGCUCUUACCACACUGUAUGUUGUAGGUAAACAAACUUUUCAUCGAGUCUUAAAACAACUUACGACUGGUGAAAGGGAUACUGUUGUAGAGGCACUUGAGAUUGCUGUACCUCAUCUUGUACAGGAAUGUAGACGACGAUCUUUCGGUGAAAGACCUCUGCAACAUCCUGUUCCACAUGUACGUUCACCAUUUGCAGAAGCUCUGGGGAAACGUAUGUCAGGAUCAUCGCCAACAUCAGGGACAAAAUCAGAAAAAUCCAAAGCUGUGCGAUCUGUACAAGUUACACCAACUUCCUCUACCGCCAAGAAGACACCUCAACAUCAUAAAAAAGAAAGAAGUUCAUCUCAAGUAUUACGAAAGGAGGGUGGAGAAAGUCCAAAAUAUCUCACUACAGGUGAUGCUACUGGUGGUGGUGGUGGUGGUGGUGUAAUACGUUUCUCUACAACUUUAGCUCCAUCACAACAUCGUGAGUCAUCAAUGCGAACACCUAGUUAUCAUGAUCCUAUUGCCCCUGUCUCAUUACCUCUUUCACGGCGUUGUGUAAAUAAUAAUAAUAAUAAUAAUAAUAAUAUAGGUGAUGCAAGUGAUAUAUUAGAUCGACUUGAUGAAGCAUGUGGUGCCUUGGAUACUUGUACUUUUUUAGAUCAUAUUAAUAAUAUGAUAGCAACAAACCCCAAUCCUUGGUUAGACGUUUUUGGUCGUCUUUUCAUGCAACUAGAAAAACUUGUUCCUCAAUCUGUAGAACCCAAUCAUUCUGUGCGGCGUCUAGGACUUCUUAUACUUCAAACUGCAGUUGGAAGUAAGGUUUUAAGACGUUGUGUUAGUAGAUCGUUGAAGCGUGUCCUCCUUUUAACACGUAUUGGAAUUGAUGAUGUGUUUCCUGAAGUACGAAUGGAAUCUAUAGCAUUGUUACAACUUAUUUUAAAUAGUGGUUUAUACCCUUUAGAUCAUUGUUUAAAUGCUCUUGCUGUAAGUUUAGAGACAUGGUUUCGUGGUGAUUCUGAUUACUGUAGUCAUGGUUGGCUAAUGUUAUUAGAGUCUGUGGAGCAAGUCUUUAGACGAUUAGGACGUAGUAUUGUGUUAGUUCAGAAUAAGUGUGACGAAUCCCCAAUUUCACAAGAUACACUGCCGGGAAUUAUAGGAGAGCCAGUCUUUCAUCGAUUAUGCAGUGUAGUGGUUCGUGCAGUGCAGCACAGUGUUUCUGAAGUUCGACUCACUGCUGUUCUUGUUUGUGUUUCUAUCUGGAUGGCAUUAGAUAAUGUCGCUCUACCAUAUUUUGUAGAUCUUACGGCAUCCCAGCGUAAACUUAUCUCAAUAUAUUAUAACAAAAUUGCCGUUGAGCAAAUGCCAGGUUUACAAAGUGUACCUCCACAACGUGAUAUGUCACGUGAGAUGCGAGUUAUGGGCCUACCAGAAGCUAUUUGUAUCUAA
This is a messenger RNA of Trypanosoma theileri, 2970 nucleotides long. RefSeq names its product putative CLIP-associating protein 1-like. Lineage: Eukaryota; Euglenozoa; Kinetoplastea; Trypanosomatida; Trypanosomatidae. Gene Ontology annotation, molecular function: microtubule binding. Gene Ontology annotation, biological process: microtubule cytoskeleton organization. Gene Ontology annotation, cellular component: cytoplasmic microtubule. The transcript has a single exon. Bases 1 to 2970 code for a protein of 989 amino acids. The record is from RefSeq and is a predicted model, not a curated record.